This is a messenger RNA of Megalobrama amblycephala (Wuchang bream), 1783 nucleotides long. RefSeq names its product growth hormone regulated TBC protein 1b (gene grtp1b). Bases 113 to 1177 code for a protein of 354 amino acids. The record is from RefSeq and is a predicted model, not a curated record. Lineage: Eukaryota; Metazoa; Chordata; Actinopteri; Cypriniformes; Xenocyprididae. The transcript is spliced from 8 exons.
GCGCAACAUGAAAUAAUUAACCUGUGCAUAUGACAGGUUUCUGUAGGGGAGGAGUUUAUGUAAACACCUCGUCUCAGUUAGUGUCCGCUGCAAGAGACGCGAUAAACUCUACAUGGAGAAUCACCUCAAUGAUCAAAGCAGGGAAUGCUCUGCCAGUUCAGACAACAACGACUGCCAGAGAGUUGACCAAUAUGGAUUUGAGAGAUCAGAGGAUUCCAGCUAUGAAUCCAAUGAGGAGCUAAUGUCUGAGUAUUUAGAUGUUGUCACUAGAAGGUCAAAGAAGUGGUCUAAACUUUUGCAGGGCACUGUGAAAGUGGAGAAGAAUCUUAAAGUGAAGCGAUAUGUGAGGAAGGGGGUUCCGUGUGAACAUCGCACUCAGAUCUGGAUGGCAGCUAGUGGAGCCCAGGACCAGUUGGAGAGGAAUCCUGGGUACUAUCAUUCUCUAUUAACGGCUGAGCAUGACCCUAAAAUAGAGGAGACCAUACAUGCCGAUAUGCACAGAACCUUCCCUGACAACAUUCAGUUCCGUGACUCCUCUCAACCAUGUUUACAAAAAGCCCUGUUUAAUGUACUUCUUGGUUAUGGACACCACAAUAAGGAUGUUGGUUACUGUCAGGGAAUGAACUUUAUUGCUGGAUACCUCCUCAUCAUCACCAAAGAUGAAGAGAAGUCGUUCUGGUUAAUGGAUGCUUUACUUGGGAAGAUCUUACCAGACUAUUACACACCAACUAUGCUGGGGCUUAAAAUGGAUCAGGAGGUGCUUGGGGAGCUUGUCAGGAUGAAGGUUCCUGCUGUCUGGCAGGCCAUGAACCGGCACAACGUAAUGUGGACCCUGGUGGUCUCACGCUGGUUCAUCUGCCUAUACAUUGACAUCCUUCCUGUAGAGACAGUGCUGAGAAUAUGGGACUGCCUUUUCUACGAGGGAUCCAAGAUCCUGUUCCGUGUGGCUUUGACACUGAUUGGUCACCAUCAGAACCUCAUCUCACAGGCACAGAGUCUCCCAGAAAUCUGUGAACGCUUCAAACAGAUCACUCAAGGGGAGUACGUAGAAGACUGCCAUAUAUUCAUGCAGAAAAUCUUUAUGGAGCCAGGAGGCCUCUCUACAGCAACAAUCACUAAACUCAGGAAGAUGUGUAGAAAUCGCAUUACUUCUGACAAAAACCAUCCUUCACACUAAAUGGGGAACAUGGACAAAGUUCUGACUGCAUGUGUGAGAUCUAUUAUUUACUAUGUGGGAAAAAAAUGUCACAAAUUAAUUAUAUAAAUGUUUAAGAGAAAAGCUUCAAGGGACACAAUACCAUUCAAAUGUUAAGGGUCGGUAUAGUGUUAUAAUGUUUUUAAAAGAAGUGCCUAAUGCUCACCAAGGUUGAUUAAAAUAUUGCACAAUAUUAGUAUUUUAUAAUUUAAAAUAUUUAAAUGUUUAUAGAUGUAAUGUAUUCCUGUGAUGCAAAGUUGAAUUUUCAGAAGCCAUUACUCCAGUCUUCAGUGUUUUUUUACUGACAAAACUUCUACUGACUGUCAAACUUUUGAAUUCAAAGUCAUUUUCUGAAGUCAUGUUAUUCCAAACCUGUAUAAAUUACUUUCUUCUGUGGAAGAUAUUUUGAUGGGGAGUAAAUGGUGACAAUUUUCACUUUUGGGCAAACUAUCCCUUUAACUAGAAUGCUUUUUAACUGGUUUUUGCCCAUUGCUUUGUUGUUUUACAAUGGUUUUACUGGUUUUCUGUUCAGAUAUACUGUUGAUGAUAUGCAAUGUUUAACUAAUAGAUAUUAAAGAAGCAAACUCA